Messenger RNA from Hyalella azteca, 4959 nucleotides. Its product is annotated as polycystin-2. Gene Ontology annotation, cellular component: membrane. The transcript is spliced from 19 exons. Lineage: Eukaryota; Metazoa; Arthropoda; Malacostraca; Amphipoda; Hyalellidae. The record is from RefSeq and is a predicted model, not a curated record. Gene Ontology annotation, molecular function: calcium channel activity; calcium ion binding. Gene Ontology annotation, biological process: detection of mechanical stimulus. Bases 127 to 2445 code for a protein of 772 amino acids.
AACUGGGCAUUAGCCUUACGGCAGUCGUGAGGUUGGUAUUGCACUGUGUUGUUUCGUCAAGGCAGACCUGAAUCCAGAUCUUCUCAUACGCGAAGCGUCUGCAUCAGUGAUCCGUCCGUGGCAGAAAUGGGCGACGCGGUGCGACCGUCGACGCAGAACAGCGGCCGCGAGGCGUGGAGCGGCGGCCGCAACAGGGGCGGCGGCCCGCCCGCCCUCACCGACAAGAAGGCCCUCGUGGGCGACGAGGAUUUCGUAGGCGAAGUCGAACCCAAAAAGGGAUGCUGGCCUAAGUUCACGGAAUGCUUCUGUGGCAUGUGGGCCACGCGUCAGAUGACCAAGAGCGACGACAGGGAGGUGUACGUGAGGACAACUCUGCGCGAGCUCGUCGUCUAUUUGCUCUUCCUCGUCAUCCUCUGCAUCAUGACGUUUGGCUCGGCGUCGACGUCCAUGUACUACUACACGAGCGUCCUGACGAACCUCUUCCUGGACACGCCCUUCCCUGACGACAACACCGCCUCCUUCAGGCAGGCUGCUGUCCUCUCUGACGUCUGGGACUUCUACGAGAACGUGAUGUUGGACGGACUGUACUGGGAGAACUGGUAUGACGCUGAACAGUCGCCCACUGCACCUCAGGACCGCAACAUUCUCUACGAGAACCGCCUGCUGGGGUUGCCGCGAGUCAGACAGGUAAGAGUGACGAAUAACUCGUGUGAAGUGCACGCUGAUUUCAAGAAUGCCAUCCGUCAGUGCUACGCUCCAUACGACGACAAUAAAGUCGACAAGCAACCAUUCGGCAAAAUGGACAACACUUCAGCGUGGAGCUAUUCGUCGCAGCAGGAGCUGAACGGCUUCGCUCACUGGGGCAAACUUGCCACGUACAGCGGCGGCGGGUCAUAUAAGAACUUGGCUGACAACAAGAAUGAAUCGAAGGCCAUCUUAGCAGAUCUCCGCAGCAACCUUUGGAUCGAACGUGGCACCCGCGCCGUCUUCUUGGACUUCACCGUCUACAACGCCAACAUCAACCUCUUCUGCAUCAUCAAGCUGGUGUUUGAGCUGCCGGCGACCGGAGGUGUGAUCCCGUCGUGGACGUUCAGGACUGUGAAGCUGCUGCGCUACGUCUCCGCCUUCGACUACUUCAUCAUGGCGUGCGAGUUCAUUUUCUGCUUCUUUAUCCUCUACUACUUGGUUGAGGAGGCCAUCGAGAUAUCCGUGCUCAAGUGGUCCUACUUCAAGACCGUGUGGAACAUCCUCGAUCUUUUAGUUAUUCUCCUCUCCCUUGGGUGCAUUGGCUACAGCGUUUACUCCACCAUGACGAUCUCGGGGAAGCUGAAGGAGAUUCUCCACGACCCGAACGACUACGCUAACUUCGAAGUUCUUGGAUAUGCCGCGGUGCAAUACAACAGCGUGGUUGCGGUGUGCGUGUUCUUCGCCUGGCUCAAGCUCUUCAAGUACAUUUCCUUCAAUAAGACAAUGACGCAGCUAAGCUCCACGCUCUCAAGGUGCGCCAAAGAUCUCGCAGGGUUCGCUGUGAUGUUCUUCAUCGUCUUCUUCGCGUACGCUCAACUCGGCUACCUUCUUUUCGGCACGCAGGUCGAAGAUUACAACUCGUUCAUUAGCUCGACGUUCACGCUGCUGCGCACCAUCUUGGGAGACUUCAACUUCCAAGACAUGGAGGAAGCCAACAGGAUUCUUGGCCCUAUUUUCUUCUUGACUUACGUCUUCUUCGUGUUCUUCGUGCUGCUCAACAUGUUCCUGGCCAUCAUCAACGACACGUAUUCAGAAGUGAAAGUCGAAAUUGCGAGCCAGCGAAGUGAGUUCGAGAUCGCAGACUACUUCAAGCGCGGCUACAACAACAUGAUGGGCAAGCUUGGCAAGCGCGACAAGUUGCUCGAUGUCGAGAACGCCCUCAAGCUCUCCGACGGUAACAGUGAUGGCCAUCUCACCUUCGAGGAAAUCAGACACAACCUCAAAAAGUGCAACUUCUCCGACAUGGAGAUCGAGAUGUUCUUCGCCAAGUACGACUUGGACGGCAACCGCACGCUCGAGGUGGACGAAGUCAAGAUGAUGCUCAAGGAUUUGGAGGGACAGCGCAUCGACAUCGAGAAACAAAUCCGGCGCGAGCAGCCCGAAGAACAGAAGCCACAGCGUCCGGUCUCGGCCUCCGCAGUGGGUACCACCAUCAGCGGCGUCGCCUUCGAGGAGUUCUCCGUCCUGCAGCGUCGGGUGGACAGACUGGAGCACAGCAUCGGCAGCAUCGUAAGCAAGAUAGACGCAGUGCUCGUAAAACUCGGUACCAUGGAAAAAACCAAGAACAAGCGACGUGACGUCAUGUCGAAGAUACUCGACACAAUAACUGAGAAUGAUUCACUGGACGAGGCUGAGAAGAGGAAGCACAUGGAGAAGUUGGUGAGGGAGGAGAUCAGCGACUGGGAUGAUAAGAAUUAGACACUUCUCUUGCUACCUCGUGAAGAUGAGCUAGGAAGAUGUUGAACAGGAUGUUGCACGAGAGGCGUUACAUCAACGAUUUUCUUCUCAUAUAUCUUAAAGUUGAGUCGGUCGCAGCGCUACGAUGAGUUUCAGAAUAUAAUUAAUUGGCAAUUGUUGGAUCCUUGUGACGUUGCAAGGGAAAAUUUUUCAUUACACUCGCGAAUAUCCAGCUCUCUAUUAGCAACGAAAUAGUUGUGUAGUGCUUAGACGCAUUAGCCAGUAGCAUUUACCGAGACCGUUCAGAAAUAUUAGUGGUUGAUUGUAAUUGUAUUCAUAAGUACUCAUUGAAAAUUUAAUAUAAAUUGGAUGAAAAUAUUGAAGUGCAAUUCAAAUCUAUGCGUUUUAUUUGAGUGUUAGAUUUACACUCGUCGGAUAGGAGCUUCUUCUAGAAUCGCAUUCUGCAUUCAAUAGGACUCGUCAAAGCCUUGUGAUUAUACUCGUGGUUAGGGCUGGUUAUUCUUCACGUGACAUAUAUAUUGGCCUGCACUAUUUAUUCUUCUGCUUACUGCUUUAUUCUGAAGUUAGUUUGCAUGGCGCCGAUGUUAGAGAUCUGCGUUUGGUAAUUGGACAUUUGAAAAUGGAUCAAAUUAUUGUACGUUAAUUACAUGAGUGUUAUGUCAGUCCUCAAUCCGCAAGUCCUAUUUGGUAUACUUCUAUGGUAUACGUUACAAGUUCAUUAAAAGUUAUUUUAGUUUACACCAGACCAUUCAGUAAUUGAUUGCUUGCAAAAAGUCUGUUCAUUAUACCGGUAUUUGAAGUCAUUACAGCCGUAUUUUUCGAUGCUUAACUAAAUCGUUGAUAUGCAGAUUAGAUUGAUUUAGCACUACGAGUUCUACGCUAGUCGUAAAAUGUCACGUUUAAAUGUCUGAGUUUGCUAAAGCAGAAAAUCUCUGUCAAUAGAAAAAGUGACUUAUCUCUUGCUUGAAACUAAUGCAGUUGUCUCGCGUCUUCUUAGCAAUUCUUCACACUUAAGUUUAUACACAAUUAGGAGAUUUAAGCGUAUAAAGGAAUUAACAAUUUAAAUUUUUCUAUCACCAAGAGCAGUUUUAUAGUUAGUUUUCAUUCGGCAUUUGCCAAUACGUUGUAGUUCGUUGCAUUUCAUGACUGGCUUGCUGUAUAAACGCAACCUAUAAGAUGCGCCGAUACCACUUAUUUUGAUCUAUGCAGUGCAUCAGACCCUGUUGAUGCUAGUACCUACCAAGAGGGUGUUGGCAUGCUAGUUUGUUUUUGCCUUGAUAUUGUGUAAUUACAUUGCUGUUCGAAACAGCUAUUACUUAAAGCCGCAAUGAGAUAAAUUUAAAUAUUAGCAUUGUUAUUAUAAUCAGUUUUUAUUCCUCAUUAUAUAAGCGUUGCACUUGUGUGUUCUCUAAAUCUGUGUUCAUUUAUGUAUAUUCUGCGCAGAUAUCAGUAAGGUGCAUCCGAGAGAGUACUAUGGCUGCUUUGUACAAACUUACUCGUAUAAUAUUGCCUAUUUAAAACUAUUGUUAAGACUUGAGUCAUUAAUAUAAGUGACGCCGUAUUUGCCCUCAACGUCUACGUAACGCUAUGAUCAUUCGAUCACCCUGCCUUACUUAUCAAUAACGUUCAUUAAACCAGCUGUUGGUCGAGAUAAUAAUUUCAAUAGUUCAUGCUUCAGUUCAUUAAUAGAUAUUUCAUUACCUUUAUUUUAAUAAUCAAGAAAUCAAGAAGCAUACUGUGUUCUGAAUAAUCAUGUUCAAGAUAUUAAUAAAUUAUAAUCCGAACCAGAGGGGCAGUUGCUGGACGUUGGGUGGCAAUAAUCUUUCGAUCUCAAGCGUAGCUGCAAGGCUGCUGCUCCUGUUCUGCUCACUCUCGUCGCCAUUAGUUUACUGUGAAGUCCUUGAAAAUUAAUUAAAUUUUUAAUAUAGAGGAAAAUUUACUUUUUCAUAAGCAUUUUCAUUUUAGAAAAGUUUGAUGUAAUCUCUUCAAGACCGUAUCUAUAAUUCCUCGUCGUUGUACUCGGUAAAAUCGUGAAUCAUUAGCUUUCAUUUUAAUGAUGGAAUUUGGACUCGCCUCGACUUAUGGAGAUGAAACAAGAGCAAAGUCCUGACAGGAGAGAUCAACCCUUCUGCUACCAUGUUACUUAAUUCUAAGCUGUUUAUUUAUUUUCAGUGUCGACUAACUAAUGAUACAGCACUAAGUUCUGGAAAUAAAAAUUUCUGGGAUGCCGGUUUACUAAUCACUAAACUUAGCUUAUUGUGAUUGCCUAUACCUUGAAAUUAGAAUUGAAGUUUGUGCGUUACCGUCAACAUGUUUUCAAGCUAACAAAAUCCUAAUGCAUACCUAUUUAUUGCUUACAUAAAUUGGACCCUUGAGAUCGGCAUGUUUUACAAAUUUAGAUCCUCGUGUUGAGAGGAUGUUAAGUUCUCCUUCGCCUGACCUCAAAGCAGCAAAUUGCAAUCAAUUGCAUCUGUCAGAAUUUGUUUGAAUUGAUAUGAAGAUAAUUCCCGCAAA